Messenger RNA from Sipha flava (yellow sugarcane aphid), 2452 nucleotides. RefSeq lists its product as uncharacterized. The record is from RefSeq and is a predicted model, not a curated record. Bases 8 to 2311 code for a protein of 767 amino acids. Lineage: Eukaryota; Metazoa; Arthropoda; Insecta; Hemiptera; Aphididae. The transcript is spliced from 3 exons.
AUACACGAUGGAAGCCAUUUGUCAACGUGUUUGCCUACACGUGUUUGGAAAUUGCCGUUGGGGGAACGAAAACCAAUUUUUGGACGUCAACUACACUCGCAGAUUUUUUCGGAAAUGCUGUCUCUGUGAAGCCAAACGAUCGUACUCGAAGAUGGCGCGAUGUAUAAGAUGCGAAGCGUACGUCCACAAGGAAUGCUUUUUAGUGGAUCUUUGCAAAGAAGAUGACGCUAAAAGAACCAAGGUCGGCAGUCCCCGUAGAGCGGACGCAAAAGAAUUUAUGGACACCAGUAACGUAGAGGUCGACGACAGAGAAGAAGAGACACACGAUUGUAUUAUAAAAGGCCGCAAAAGAUCCGGUUCGCAAAACGCCAAAGAUUUGUUCAAAAUCUUGAAGACGCGCGUUCGAGGUAGCCGUGCGACCGACAUGGAAAACGCGGUCGACGACGGGGCGACGACGAGUGCCAGAGCAACGUCGAGCGACCGUUUAUCGGUUCCGAGUGCGUCGGUAUCGCCCUGGAGAUCGUCGUCGAAGCCAUCGCUCGUCCCCAGUGGUGUCGAGAAUAAUUUAGUUAAGAAUAAUCCAACGCCACCGGCGGUGGUGCCGAACGGACCGGAAGUGAUGCGCGUGGACGGAAAACCGAGAACAAAUCGCAGGCAACAGCUGUACGACGUGAUCGCGACUAUCGCGGCCGACCGAAGGGGCCGGUCGAGCGUCGUCACCGUCGCGGAGGGACCGGUCGGUCGUCCUGUGACGGCGAGCGAAACACGACGACGGGACGCUUGCGACAGCCCUGAGGCGAACGGUGUGCAGCCACUGCCAUCGCUAGACGCAUCAGCACGGCCAUUGCUGUUGCUACACGCGUCCCCGCGGCCACUACCGUUGUUACACGCGUCCGCACGCUUAGACGUGGAAAACGCGAUCAACGAAGGGGCAACGACGAGUGCAGGAGUAACGUCGAGCAGCCGUUUACCGAUUUCGAGUGCACCGGUAUCGCCCUGGAGAUCGUCGUCAAAGCCAUCGCUCGUCCCCAGUGGCGUCGAGAAUAACCAAGUUAAGAGCAAUCCAACGCCAUCGGUGGUGGUGCCUGACGGACCGGAAGUGAGGCACGUGGACGGAAAACCGAUAGCCGACCGCAGGCAACAGCUUUACGACGAGAUCGCGGCUAUCGCGGCCGACCGAAGGGUCCGGUCGAGCGUCGUCACCGUCGGGGAGGAAUCGGUCGGUCAUCCGGUGACAGCGAACGAAACACAACGACGGGACUCGAGCGAAACACAACGACGGGAUGCGAGCGCAGGGCUGUCAAGCGACAGCUCCAAGACGAACGGUGCGCGGCCACUGCCGUUGCCACACGCGUCCACGCGACCAUUGCCGUUGUUACACGCGUCCGCAUGCUUAGACGUGGUAGAAGACGACGGACGACGCGAAGUACCGUUCGACGUCGGUUCGCCUGUUCGCGUGCCCGUAAAAACGCCAUUUCGUCGCGAGCUCGUCGAUCCGGCGCGGCCGCCUCGGGCGGAUGAUCUUGCGGCCAACGCGGUGCGCAAGGCGCUGAGAAUAGAAGAACAACAACGGUUGAAAGGGUUGUUCGAGUGGAUGGCAGAAAUCGACUCGACGAAACGGAACGUGGUCGUCGACAAGCGAUCGUCGAUUGACCCUCCGGCGAGCAAUGGACGACUUGAGGCCAGUGACGGAAAGUCCGGUCGAGUCGAGAAUGACGGCGUCAAGUCCGAAUCGUCUGCUCGCGAACCCGGUGAAACACCGUCGUCUUGGAUCGAGACGAUCUACAACUCCGCGGUCGCGAACCGGACGGUCGAGGAUGAAACGAUCGUCGUGGGCGGAACAACAAACGCCGAGGAGAAACGAUCGGGUGAGUUGUUCGCGAGGACCAUCGAAGUGCGACCGGUCGAAUCGAAGCCGUCGGAAUGCGUCGUCGACGUGGAAGCGAUCGGAGAGGACAUCACGACGUCCGAUGCGCGCCUCGAUGACAUACCAUCGGUUUUCGAGUCAAACGAUCCCGCCGGAACGUCUUCUUGUGCCUCAGAUUCCGAGUCCAUAUACAGCUAUCACACCGCCCUCACAGGUCCAGCGUUAUCCACGACGGGCGAGAGUGACUCCAAUGAACUGUUGAGCACCGAAGAGACGCAACGGUUGAGCAGUCCGGUGGAGCGGAUCAUGGCGGCAAAACGCCCGAAACCCGCCUCCAACGAAACUGGACCGUUAUGCGUUAUCAUCAAAGAGGGAUGGAUCGAUCGUCCCUUUGACGUUCGGAAACUAAAUCCACGAUUAACACUAUCCAGACGUCGUUUGUAGUAUGGGCCCGUUUCGCCCUUACUGCAAACGUCUUGAUCUCUAACACCCUCAUAUCGAAACGAAUGUUUGAGCAUGAUUUAAUCGCAGACCAGUUCCCUACAAAUUUCUAUUGUAAACCUUUUACAUUUGUCGUCGGUCACG